This is a messenger RNA of Macroventuria anomochaeta, 288 nucleotides long. RefSeq lists its product as uncharacterized. Lineage: Eukaryota; Fungi; Ascomycota; Dothideomycetes; Pleosporales; Didymellaceae. The annotation marks the transcript as partial. The transcript has a single exon. The record is from RefSeq and is a predicted model, not a curated record.
AUGAAGGAGAAGGCCCAAAGCCAGCAAUACCUCACCCCACCCGAGGAGAAAGCUCUUGUUGCUUUCAUAUUACGAAUGAGUGCAGUUGGAACUCCUAUACGUGUUAAGUAUAUACCUGCACUUGCCUUUUGCAUUGCCCGCCGACGUGCCACAAAACGACCCUCCGAGCCACCGAAGAAGAAUUGGCCUCAGGCCUUCUGUCGCCGCCACCUACAGAUCAAAUCGAGGAAUAAUAGGCCUAUGCCGUGGGAGCGUCAUGAUAAUAGCAUAUAUGACAAGGUGGUACAU